Molecule: messenger RNA, 2674 nt
Organism: Danio aesculapii
Lineage: Eukaryota; Metazoa; Chordata; Actinopteri; Cypriniformes; Danionidae
Product: probable RNA-directed DNA polymerase from transposon BS
Exons: 4
Coding region: 95-2008 (637 amino acids)
Source: RefSeq, a predicted model, not a curated record
CGCCUUUCAUAACUCAUAACGAAAGUUUUGUUUUCUAGGCUGAUUUUCAUGCGAGGCUCCAGGUAUUGAGCAUUCCUUGAUCAAACAUCUAGAGAUGGAGCCUCUGGUCGUUGAAGAAACACUGCCCAACCCAGCCAAACGUCGUCGAAAAGAUGUUGAAAAGACGAGAUUGUCAGACAUCCAAUCAAUAUUGAAAACAGAUGCAGCUUUCAAACAUUUGAAGACAAGUAAGGCAGAGGCUUCUGCAGGAGGGGAACCUGAAACAUCAGAGGCAAGAAAGACACCUAAAGGUGACUUCAACAUUCACAUUGAAAGACCUCAAGCUGCUGACUUCCAGACUCUGCUUGCCUCUUUUGACCUCAAAAGAGCACCUACUUCUGCUACUCACAAAUCAGGUAAUCAGCUAGACCUUAUUUACACUCGACAUUGCUUCGCUGAUCAAACACUAGUAACUCCACUACAAACAUCGGAUCAUUUCCUUCUGUCUCUCAACAUCCACAUUUCUCCUGAGCCGCCACACACUCCAACUCUAGUUGCCUUUCGCAGAAACCUACGCUCUCUCUUACCCAACAGAUUAUCCACCAUUGUUUCAGACUCUCUUCCUCCAUCUUGCAAACUCUCUGCACUUGAUACGAACAGGGCCACUGAUACACUCUGCUCCACACUAGCAUCAUGUCUAGACAGACUAUGUCCUCUUACAUCCAGGCCAGCCCGUGCCAGUCCUUCUGCACCCUGGCUCUCUGAUGUUCUCCGUGAGUAUCGCUCAAAACUUCGGGCUGCAGAGAGAAUUUGGCGAAAAACUAACAAUCCUGAACAGCUCAUAACAUACCAAACUCUUCUGUCCUCUUUCUCGGCUGAGGUUACUUCUGCAAAGCAGACAUACUUCCGUCAGAAAUUCAACAGUGCCACCAAUCCUCGCUUACUUUUUAAAACAUUUUCCUCCCUCCUCUAUCCUCCUCCUCCACCCGCAUCCUCCACACUCACUACUGAUGACUUUGCUACAUUCUUUUGCACCAAAACUGCAAAAAACAGUGCUCAAUUUGCUGCACCUACAACAAACACGCAAGAUACACCACCAACACCACACACACUCACCUCUUUUUCCCAGCUCUCUGAGUCUGAGGUGUCCAAUCUGGUGCUAUCUAGCCAUGCAACCACCUGUCCGCUUGAUCCCAUUCCCUCUCAUCUCCUGCAAGCCAUUUCUCCUGCAGUCAUACCAACACUGACUCACAUAAUUAACACAUCUCUUGACUCUGGUUUAUUCCCUACUUCAUUUAAGCAGGCUAGGGUAACCCCACUGCUAAAGAAACCCAACCUGGAUCAAACGCUACUUGAAAACUACCGACCGGUAUCCCUGCUUCCAUUCAUGGCCAAGAUUUUGGAGAAAGUAGUGUUCAAUCAAGUCCUGGACUUUCUUACUGAAAACAACCUCGUGGACAACACGCAAUCUGGCUUUAUGAAAGGCCACUCAACUGAGACUGCCCUGCUCUCGGUCGUGGAGGAUCUCAGACUGGCUAAAGCAGACUCUAAAUCAUCUGUCCUCAUCUUGCUGGAUUUAUCAGCUGCUUUUGACACUGUAAACCACCAGAUCCUGCUAUCUACGCUUGAGUCACUGGGCGUUGCAGGCACUGUAAUUCAAUGGUUCAGAUCUUACCUCUCUGACAGGUCAUUCAGGGUGUCUUGGAGGGGAGAGGUGUCCAACCUACAGCAUCUGAACACUGGGGUACCUCAGGGCUCUGUUCUUGGGCCACUUCUCUUCUCCAUCUACACGACAUCUUUAGGACCAGUCAUCCAGAAACAUGGAUUUUCCUACCACUGCUAUGGUGAUGAUACCCAGCUAUACCUCUCUUUUCACCCUGAUGAUCCCUCGGUUUCAGCUCACAUCUCAGCCUGCCUGUCAGACAUUUCACACUGGAUGAAAGAUCAUCAUCUUCAGCUUAACCACGCGAAAACGGAAAUGCUUGAAGUUUCUGCCAACCCAACUCUACACCAUAACUUUUCAAUCUAGAUGGAUGGGGCAACCAUUACUGCAUCCAAAAUGGUAAAAAGCCUUUAAGUAACGAUUGAUGACCAACUAAACUUCUCUGACCACAUUUCUAGAACUGCUCGAUCUUGCAGAUUCGCACUCUAUAACAUCAGAAAGGUCCGACCCUUCCUAUCUGAACAUGCAGCUCAACUCAUUGUUCAAGCUCUUGGUCUCUCCAAACUGGAUUAUUGCAACUCUCUACUAGCCGGGCUUAAUUCUAUCAAACCUCUUCAGCUGCUUCAGAACGCAGCAGCACGAGUGGUCUUUGAUGAAACCAAAAGAGCACAUGUCACUCCGCUACUCACCCGUUUGCACUGGCUGCCAGUUGCUGCUCGCAUCAAAUUCAAAGCUCUGAUGUUUGCUUACAAAGCAACCUCUGGCUUUGCUCCUUCUUAUAUGCUCUCACUUCUGCAGAUUUAUGUGCCCUCCAGAAACUUGCGUUCUGUGAAUGAAUGUCGCCUCGUGGUUCCAUCCCUAAGGGCAAAGAAAUCACUUUCCCGAAUUCUCGCAUUCAAUCUGCCCAGUUGGUGGAAUUAACUCCCUAACUACAUCAGAACAACAGAGUCACUUGCUGUCUUCAAGAAAUGACUAAAAACUCAACCAUUUAGUCUCCACUUUCCUUCCUAAUCUUAACUGCCUCUCUGGCUA